Messenger RNA from Botrytis cinerea B05.10, 3025 nucleotides. RefSeq names its product BcPtpB (gene BcPtpB). Gene Ontology annotation, biological process: protein dephosphorylation. Lineage: Eukaryota; Fungi; Ascomycota; Leotiomycetes; Helotiales; Sclerotiniaceae. The record is from RefSeq and is a predicted model, not a curated record. The transcript has a single exon. Gene Ontology annotation, molecular function: protein tyrosine phosphatase activity. The coding region runs from base 606 to 2258 and encodes 550 amino acids.
GACGAUGUGCAACAGCAUACAUAUUCUGGGUCCUUUCUUUCACUCCUAAACAACCGAAUGCUGCAAAGUCGAAAGUUUAUGUCAUAUGACUCUAACUCUGACUCUGGCAUGACUAUGAAUAAUAAAGAUGAUUUAUCGUAAUUUUAUAUCAAUAUCUUCAUUAUACCUAGGUGGGAACGUUUGACCUAGGAAAUCUUCCCAUUUCGAUAUCUCCAAAGGUCUCAUGUUUAGUCGAUCUGUUGGUCAAAGGAACUUCUGACACUUUACCGGAGCAUAUACCUUAUACUCUGACUUCUCUCCUCUCCUCUCCUCUUCUCUUCACUUUGCUUCUCUCUCUUUAUAAUCUCUAGAAGUACUAUUCUAUUGUACUUCGACUCCCUUCUACAAUCUCAACUGUAUUAUACUUCCAUACCUGCCAGUCUCACCUACCGGCACACAUACAUAUCUAAUUUUGGACCGCUCAACCUUGCUGCAUCUGCUCUCAGACUCGCUCGGAUCUUGAAGCACUAUUAUCCAACGAAAUCAGAAUAAAGUCCACGCCUCUUUUCCAAAAAUAUAUUAUACGUCAUACCAGAUAAAUCGAAUUCCUUGAGGGGAUUCCUGUUAUGGGUAUCUUGCGACACUCAAAUCAUACACCUAGAGUGGUAACGGACAAGGUUCCUCUUUCUCAACGCAUUCGAAUUUGCAUUCGUCAACAUUCACCGGUACAUAUCCAUCGAAAUCACCAUCGACAGAACGACAACAUGAACGCGAUUAAUAAUAACGAUGACGAUGAUGCUGGGGCUAGUGGUGGUAGUGGCAGUCUUAGUAACAGUGGUAGCGCUGAUGAACUCUCGUCUUCCCUCGAGAGAUCACAAUCACAACCACAAUCGCAAAUUACCGAACUACCGAAUAAACCUUCAAAUUCGAUAUUCGAGAGAAGACCAAGUACUUCAGACAAACCAUCACUUUCCGUCUCAACCUCAGCUGCGAAAUUAUCUCCUUCCAAACGACAUUCUUUCAUGUCCCCCAUGAUUACAAGUCUCACAGUCAAAACGGAUUUCGCAUCGCAGAAACAAAAAAAUGCGAUUCCACAUUUCCUCAACUACUCAUCGAAUGCAUUGAUGAGCAAGUUCGUAGCUCUGAGGAAUCAUGAACAAACGCUCAGAACUAUACCUAAUACAUUAAUGCAUCACCCUGUCGUGGUAUUGCGCAAUAGAUAUAGCGAUGUCUAUCCAUGGGAACAUCAUCGAAUUAAUCUCCAUUCACUACAAUUUGGCUACAUAAACGCAUCGCCCAUCGCACUUCGGACUGCAAAUGGAAGUGGAGAGGAGCAGGAAAAUUAUAUUGCGACGCAAGGACCAAGGGAUAAUGGACAUGAUGGGGGAUUGUUUUGGGAAAUGUGUUGGCAGGAAAAUGCAGAAGUGGUGGUGAUGCUGACGAGACCGGUUGAAGAGGGAAAGGAAAAAUGUGGUGUUUAUUACGCGGAGGAUGUGGACGAGGUUAAGACGAUUGGAGAGUGGCAGAUUAGAUGUGUGGGAAAGGAAGAAGAGGGUGGAACUGUUCGGAGGACAUUGCGAAUCAAAAAAGUGAAAAGAGCGGCGAGUAGUGUGAGCACGAAAAGCAGUGCGAGUGUUGGGAAUGGAAUAGUCGGCACGAAUGAAACAACAGCAGAAGGUCACCCUGAAACAGAAAAGGAAACGGAAGAUACAACAGAGGAAUUACAAGAGGAAGAAGCGGAAGAAGAAACGGAAGUCGAAGAACGUACAAUCCAUCAUUUCCUCUUCGAAUCUUGGCCCGAUAAUGACAUCCCUCAAUCUCCGGCCGAUAUACACGCCCUUCUCUCCCUCCUCGACGUCUCGCGCGCAGCCAAUAAUCAUUCGACCACUCCUCGCAUAAUUCACUGUUCGGCAGGUGUUGGCCGUACUGGUACAUUCAUCGCGCUAGAUCACCUUCUGAGGGAAUUGGAAAUGGGCCAUCUGGAUGGGUUAUCGAAAGAUAAAGAUCCGGUCUAUGAGACAGUAAAGAGACUGAGGGACCAGAGAAUGUUAAUGGUGCAUAGAGUUGCGCAGUAUGUGAUGAUUUAUAACGUUCUGAAGGAGAAGUGGUUGGAGAGGGAAAGAGAAAGGACUCCGAAGGAGAAGGAGGGAGAUACAGAUGUUGAGGUGGAGGCUGAGACUCCCGGGGCUAGCUCGGCGAAGAAGAGGAAAUUUGGUGGUCUGGGCCGCACGAGUGAGGAAAGUAGAAAUGGGGCCGGUGUCAAAUCUCCUCAUGCGUGAUAAUAUUUAUCAUCGGAUCCAGAUCUUCGAUAACUGUCUUGGUUGUAAGGAAUCUGACUUGGCGGAGGUGUAUGCAGAAGCCCGUGCUAUAGAAGAUAUACUGGAACAAAACGAUGAUGGGGUGCUAUUACAUAUGUACAGAUAUAUAUGACGAAUUCGCAUGGAAGAUUUGGGUCUGCUUGGGAACACAUUGAUAUAUAGGCGUUGAAAUUAGUAUUGGCAUUGACGUCAACAUUAUUAGGCUGGCUUGGUUGGGAGGCAAUGAACAAAAAGUUCAUGGAUGCCUAUUGUUUGAACGAUAUUGUUUGGAUUGGAUAGGAUUGGGACGGAAUGGGAUUAGGAUUGGGAUUGGCAUUCGAAUAGGGAUGACUGGGAGUUUUGGGGGGAGGAGUAAGAUGGAGGAGAUGAAGUUUAUUUGACAUUGCGUUCGUCCGGUAUUAUCUCUCUGCGCUUGAAUGUUUAUCUUUCUUUUUUGGAAUCUUGAUUCUUGAGUUCGUCUCGGAUUUAUAUCUAUCCGUCUAUUCUACGAGAGAGAUUGAUUAUAUAUUUUUUUAAUGUGUGGAUGCAUGGAUGAAUAUUCUUUUUCUCUUCUCUUCUUCUGUUUAUUAUUUGUUUAAUGUUGUGGUUGGUAUUCUUAUUUUAGUGUAGCGAGGAAGGAUGAUAGGAUAGGGGGGUGAAUGAGGGGGCGGUAGGUAGUUUUAGAGUACGAGUGGCUUGAUUGAAGAUGAAAUAGUGGAAUGAAUGUGAAUAUAUUGAUAGCUUGUUUA